UGAACGGGCGGUGUGUCUCCCCCGGAGCCAUUAGCGUGUGACACCCGAUACCUGAGCAGCCUGUGUGAUGGAGUUUCGCUAACUGUCGGUUACUGAAACAUCACAGAACACAGUGGUUACGCACCUACAGCUCGGAGCGCAGCGUUUAAGGAGCGACCUCUUCGACAUGGCAGAAAACAUAAUCGUCCGAGUCCAGUCCCCGGAGGGAAUGAAGAAGAUUCCCUCCACCAAGCGGGAGACGGCGGCUGCCUUCCUGAAAAAGGUGGCCAAAGAGUUUGGCUUCAGCUCCAAUGGCUUCUCUGUCUACCUGAACCGGAACAAGACUGGAGAGAUCGUGUCCCAGAACAAGGCCCUCAGCCUGCUUAAGAUUAAACAUGGAGACAUGCUCUUCCUGUUCCCCUCCGGAGCCUCUGGAUCCUCCAGCGAGGUCAUGGAUGUGGCUGCCCCACACUCAUCUUCCUCGCUGCCCUCCUCCUCCUCCUCUUCCUCCUCGACUUCGUCCAUGUCGCGCUCCUUGUCCGCGACCCUGAUCCCGGAGGACGAGAUCGACCAGUACCUGACCAAACAGGAUGGGAAGAUCUAUAGGAACAGAGACCCCCAGCUGUGUCGACAUGGGCCCAUGGGGAAGUGUGUGCACUGCGUGCCCCUGGAGCCCUUCGACGAGGACUACCUGAACCACCUGGACCCCCCCGUCAAGCAUAUGUCCUUCCACGCCUACAUCCGCAAGCUGACGGGAGGCGCGGACAAGGGCAAGUUCGUCGCUUUGGAGAACAUCAGCUGUAAGAUCCGCUCGGGCUGCGAGGGCCACCCUCCGUGGCCCGAGGGCAUCUGCACUAAGUGCCAGCCCAGCGCCAUCACCCUCAACAGACAGAAAUACAGGCACGUAGACAACAUCAUGUUUGAGAACCACACCAUCGCAGACCGCUUCCUGGACUUCUGGAGGAAGACGGGAAACCAGCGGAUGGGCUACCUGUACGGAAGGUACACCGAGCACAAGGACAUCCCGCUGGGCAUCCGGGCCGAGGUGGCCGCCAUCUAUGAGCCCCCGCAGAUCGGCACUCAGAACAGCCUGGAGCUGGUGGAUGACCCCAAGGCUGCGGCGGUGGAGGAGAUUGCCGCUAAGCUGGGACUUUGCAAGGUGGGCUGGAUCUUCACGGAUCUGCUGUCAGAGGACACGAGGAUAGGAACUGUGCGCUACAGCCGGAACAAGGACACCCAUUUCCUGAGUGCGGAGGAGUGCAUCACAGCGGGCCACUUCCAGAACAAACACCCCAACCCCUGCCGCCUCUCCCCCGACGGGCACUUUGGCUCCAAGUUUGUCACCGUGGUAGCGACAGGGGGCCCUGACAACCAGGUGCACUUCGAGGGCUAUCAGGUGUCCAAUCAGUGUAUGGCGCUGGUGCGGGACGAGUGCCUGUUGCCCUGCCGGGACGCCCCCGAGCUGGGCUACGCCAAGGAGUCCAGCACAGAGCAGUAUGUGCCGGAUGUCUUCUACAAGGACAAGGACAAAUUUGGCAACGACAUCACAUACCUAGCACGACCUCUGCCCGUGGAGUACCUGAUCAUUGAUAUCACCACCACCUUCCCUAAGGACCCAGUGUACACCUUCUCAUCCAUGCAUCGCUUCCCCAUCGAGAACCGCGACGUACUGGGGGAGACUCAGGACUUCCACAGCCUGACCACGUACCUGUCCCAAAGUUCCUCGGCGGCAUUCCUAGACGUCGUCUCUGACUUCCACCUACUGCUCUUCCUGGUCACCAAUGAGGUCAUGCCCCUUGGGGAUAGCAUCGGGCUCCUGCUGGAUGCAGUCAAGACCUCCAAUGAGGAGCUGGCUCGAACCUGGAAGAAGUCGGUGCAGUGGGCGACCAUCGAGCAGCUGUGCAGCACAGUGGGCGGGCAGCCGUCGGGUUCCCAUGACUACGGGGCCAUGAGCGGCCCCUCCGCCCCCACGUCAGCGUCCGCCAUGUGGUCCUGCCUGCACUGCACCUUUAUGAACCAGCCAGGCACCGAGCUCUGCGAGAUGUGCAGUCUACCUCGCAGCUAAACCCCGCGCCCUUUUCCAGCUCCUCCCCAGGCUAUAGGGAAGGCGGAGUCAUGCAGUCCUGGGCGGGGCCCAGACUCACCACAGAUGUCACCAUCACUCUGGGACCAGCUACAAUGCUGUCUUCUGUACCCUCCUUCCCUUGACCUUUGACCCUUUUCCCCUCUGAUCACCCAGCUCCUGUUUUCUCCCCCCUCACAGGCUGCCUUUUUGUCCUGCAGGGGGCGCUGCCAGCACCAUGCCACUGGUGUCUGUGAAUGAUGUCUGAAAGAUGUCAGUUUAGCACUCAUGUCCGCCUGCAUCCCCACCCUCCUGUGGGGCAAAUCGGGAUCUUCCAUUACCUUCCAUUACCCCCCCCCCCCCCCUUAGAGGUCACAAGCCUAAUUUUACUCUCUCCAUUGUGUAAAUACACAAACUAAUUAGUUCCAAAUGAUGCAUUUUGUCAUUUUUUUUUCUUAUUUAUGGAAAUUGGUUUAGUUGUUUGGUUUCUUUGCUUUAGUAGAAAGAUUCCCGUACUUGCCCCCACCGCCCCCCUGUCCAUUACCUACUUCUGCCCCCUAUUGGUCACUCCAUCCUGCGAUGCUGCUCAUUCAGUUCAGCAAGGGUCUCUCUUCCUCUCCUCCCUCACUCAAAUUACUCCUCUUUCCCAGCUCUCAUCAGCAGUGGUUUUGAGUCCACCUUGCUGAUGUGGUCGGGGCACUGCAGUGUCUCGCCAGGACGUGGACGUAGCCCUCUAGGGGCACCAGCCCUGGUAGUGAGUGUCACCGCCCUGGUGGCCGCUGGCCAGCCUGCAGCUCCGUCUCAUUUCUGCCGGGUGGUUUGGAUUGGUUUGCGGGUCCUGUUUCCCAGCAUGGGCUGGCUCUCGGUGCCGCGGGACGGGCUUGGCAUGGAAGCGAGGGCUCCAUCUUCGCCUGUAGUUUUGGCUUGGGGUGGCAUCAUUGAAUUACUUCCGUUUUAUUCCCCAUUCUAUGUCAGUAGCCCCCCCCCCCCCCCCCC
Messenger RNA from Brienomyrus brachyistius, 3037 nucleotides. RefSeq names its product NPL4 homolog, ubiquitin recognition factor (gene nploc4). The coding region runs from base 167 to 2044 and encodes 625 amino acids. The record is from RefSeq and is a predicted model, not a curated record. The transcript is spliced from 17 exons. NCBI's taxonomy places the organism in Eukaryota, Metazoa, Chordata, Actinopteri, Osteoglossiformes, Mormyridae. Gene Ontology annotation, molecular function: ubiquitin protein ligase binding; ubiquitin binding. Gene Ontology annotation, biological process: ubiquitin-dependent protein catabolic process. Gene Ontology annotation, cellular component: nucleus.